CGUCAUCAGCGGCCUGAACGAGCAGCUCUUCUCCAGUCAGACGGACGCGCGCGCGAUUUUAGAAAUUGGAGAUGCUGGAAAUACAAAUAAUCAAGAUCGAGGACCCGGGCUGUCUGUGGGCUCGAGUUCUGAAGGGUCCAGGCCUGCAGGUGGUCAGUCCAGAGGAAUACGAGAACCUGAAGGUCAGAAUGAACCUUUUCUAUCAUGAGGUCGACCUGGAUGUUCAGAAACUGAAGCCUUCGGAGCUGAAAGAGGGACUGGUGUGUGUGGUGUUCAGCGUGGCCCUGAAGAGCUGGUGUCGAGCUAUUGUUGAGUCCGUCCUGCAGGGGGUGCUGGACACUCAGGCCUGGUGUCUGUUAGUGGACUACGGAGACCGCAUCAUCGUUAGGGAGGACGACGUCAGGACUCCGCUUGAGAAGUUCCUGCUGCUUCCCUUCCGUGUGCGGCGCUUCAGGCUGGCCGCCGUUCGUCCUAUGACACUGCAGGUGCCGCUCUCUGAGGACACGGCCGAGCUGGUGCCGUCUGCAUCGUGGGACAGCUCCGCCACUAAAUACCUGCUCAACCUGCUGCAAGUGUCGACUCUGGUUGAAGCCGUUCUCUGUGAAACACAAGACGACUGCUCCUCCAUCGAGCUCUACCUGACCAUCAAUAAUACCAAGAUCUGUGUGAACCAUGAGCUGGUGGCCAAGAAGUUUGCGUGUUUCGUGAGCGAUGCGGACGGCAGCAGAAGCACAGAUCGGGCUCCGGUCAGUCUGGCGUGGGAUAUUUACUCCAGUCCUCAUCAGCUGCUGGAGAUGAAGGGCUGCUGCCCGCUCAGAGCUCCGCCCCCGGACACGCCCACCAGAAAGCAGCGCACAGACCACACACACACAGAAGCAGAGCAGCAGAAAGCAGAAGCAGCAGAGGAAAUACACACACCGUCUGUGGGGAAACCUCAAGUGCAGAAGCUGCGCCGUAAUCCUGGAACAUAUACUAUCGGCAGAGGAUGGAGGAUCCGAGCUGAAGCCACUGACCUCUUCACUGCUCAGAUUCACCACAGUAAAUCACAGUACAUGAAGUUUACCACACUUUUACAGCCAAAGCAGAUUCCUGAAUCUGUGGAAGAGAAGCAGAGCAGCCCUGGUCAAACCGAUGACAACAGCGAGGGUUCACGUGUUUACAAUGCUAUCGACUCUGAGGAGCUGAAAGAGGCAGAUCUCCCACAAGAGCCCAGUCUGGAUGAUCAUCUGGCCUGUGCACGACUUAUGCAGUUUCUGAACCCAGAUCCACUCAAUCCAGACCAGGAAACUGUUGAUGCCAAAGUUGCGCGCUGUGAUCCGGGUCACUCUGGUGUUUUGGUUCACUCCGCCAUUCGCAUUGAACCCUGCAGUAACCUGACGCGCGCCCCAAUCACAGAGCAGUUCAGAAAGUUCCUGUUGUGGAGGAAGUACAGUGGGCCGAAUGUGGCGGAGAGCUACUGUUGGCCUGCUGUGGCUCGGGGUUUUGACACGGUGCUGGUUUCUCACAGCGGGGACAAUCCUCUGUCUUAUAUUCCUCCCCUGCUGAUGAUCUUACAGACGGUUUCUGUGGUCUCCAGCCUCGCCGCUCGCACAGGGCCGGUAGCCGUAAUCCUCUGUCCAGGGUGGGAGAAGGUUCAGACGGUGCUGGAGCUCCUGGAGGACAGUAAAGCCACACACGGUCUCCAUCCCACCAGUGUGCUGCUGGGUGUGGACCAGGACGAGCCCAAGAAGUUCAAGAUCCAGAAGAACUGUCAGCUGCUGGUCACGACCCCAUUCUCUCUGCUCCGGCUGCUGGAGGCUCAGUGUUUCCUCUUCCUGCGUCUCUGUCACCUGGUUCUGGAUGAGGCGGAUCUGCUGUACUCGCAGGCUCCAGAUCAGAUCUCCAUCAUCCUGAAACACUUCCAGCAGCUGGUGUGUGCAGAGGAGCGGGUGGCGUGCCCACGGCAGAUCAUCGCUGUGGGUGGACGGUGGAGCGCGGGCAUCGACGGGCUGGUGAGGGAACACAUGAUCCACCCGACCGUCAUCAUCACUGUCAUGGAGGAGGCAGCGCUGUAUGGCAGAGUUCACCAGAGGGUGCAGUUGUGUCUGGAUUGCGAUAAAGUCUCGGUUCUUCUCUCGUCGCUGGAUUUCCAGCCGCCAAAACCGCAGAAAACUCUGAUCAUCACAAAUUCUGCAGAGGAAACGGAGCACGUGUAUAAGGCGGUGGUAAACACUGCGGUCUUCACACUCAAAGCUCACGAGGACGCGACGGACCAGUUCGACUUCAUCAUUGAUCAGUGGAGGAAGGACAUCAGCCAGGGAACGCAAGUCAUUCUGGUGACCACCAAUGACUGCCUGAAGGCCCUCGGCAUCCGGGAUGCCACCUGUGUGGUGCAUUAUGGGUUUCCCAGCACCCCGAAGCUGUUCGGCAGCCGCCUGUUCUGCAUGUCGGAGAAUUUCAGGAAGCUGUCAGACAUGGAUCACAGUGAGGACUGGACCCCCGGAGCUCAGUCUGUGCUGCUGCUGUCGGAGCAGAACGUCCGUCAUGUGUGCGGUGUCCUGCGGUACCUGCGGAGAACCGGUGCUCUGCUGCCUCCGGAGCUGCUGCAGUUCGCUUUGGGCAUCCAGCAGGCCAAGGAGGAGCAGAAGACGCACCGGCCGCUGUGCUGCUCGCUCAAGAGCUUCGGCUUCUGCAGAGACAGCACAGUUUGUCCAGACAGACACACAAUCAACACGUCUCUGGAUCAGACGCAACUUCCCGACUCCGGGAUGAUCAUGGUUCUGCCGCUGUUCAUCAAGACGGCGAGUGUGUACUGCGGGCGUAUCGUCAGACAGAAGGAGGAUUUAUAUGAGGAUCUGGCAACCCAGAUGAAACUGCAUUAUGCCAGUGAGAGACGCUGCGCUGUGGAGGUGCUGAAGGGGGCGCUGUAUGCCAUCCAGGAGGAGAACUGCUACCACCGUGUGCGUGUGCUGGAGGUGCCGGAGAAAGGAGAGCAGCUGUUCAGCAGCGUCACCGCCUGCCUCAUAGACGAGGGCCGCACACAGGAAGUGAAGUCACACCAGCUGCUCCAGCUUCCCGCUCAGUUCCAGGAUCUGCCCGGCCAGGCGGUGGAGAUCAUCCUGUGCAGAGUUCAGCCUGUGGACGGAGAGGUGGACUGGAACCCGAAGGUGACCAGAGCCGUCAGUUUGAAGAUCAGAGGGAAGCUUCAUCAGGCGCGUGUUGUCAUGAGUUUGGGAAACACCAUCUGGGUCGACCCCAUGGUACGUAUUCGUCAUCACGGCGCCACCAACAGGCCGAGGUUUGCCGGUUUUGUGAGGUUUCUGUUCCCUCUCUGUGGUCUUCAGGUAAGAAUGGUGAGAGUGCCAGGACUGAAGACCUUCAUCAACGAGUACAACGUCCACACGGAGAUCCUCGCCUCAGGCUUCGGGGUCAGUAAUCCUCAGCAUGUGGAUCUGCUGAAGACGGUUUUGCAGAGAGACCAGAACCACAACAUGCUGGAUCAGCAGCUCUCAGAACACAGGCUAGUCUAUUCGCUUCAUACUUGA
Molecule: messenger RNA, 3524 nt
Organism: Danio rerio (zebrafish)
Lineage: Eukaryota; Metazoa; Chordata; Actinopteri; Cypriniformes; Danionidae
Source: RefSeq, a predicted model, not a curated record